AUGUCAAUUGAUACGGUAGUAUUGGACAUUGAAGGAACAAUUUGUCCAAUAUCCUAUGUAAAAGAGAUAUUGUUCCCCUAUUUCGUCGCAAAACUUCCCUCUUGUCUAGACUCAAUAGAAUUUCCCUUGGAUAAAGCAUCAAAUGAUUUAGUAGUCAAGACUUUGACCCAGCUUUCACCCGAUAUCACCACUUCGGCAAAGUCGACUUUUGACUAUCUCAAAAAGUUGGUGGAUAACGAUGUCAAGGACCCCGUCUUGAAAUCAUUGCAAGGCUUGGUGUGGAAACAGGGUUACCUCUCUGGCGAAUUAAAGAGCCCCAUUUACAAAGAUUCAAUUGAGUUUAUACAAGAUUUUCCAAAUACAAGUCAAAAAAAAAUCUACAUUUACUCAUCGGGCAGCAUUAAUGCACAAAAGCUAUUAUUCAGUCACGUUGAUAAUGGCGAUAAUACGAUUGAUUUGAAUCCCCAAUUGAGUGGAUAUUUCGAUAUAACUACUGCAGGUUUCAAGCAAGAACCUUGUUCUUAUUCCAAGAUUAUCGAGAAAAUCAACAAAAGAGGUAAACAACUGUCAAUCUUGUUCUUAAGCGAUAACAUCAAUGAAGUUAAAGCAGCAAUUCAGGCAGGCAUGCAAAGUUUUAUCGUGGUGAGAGAUGGAAAUGCACCCAUACCAGAAAACGAGUUAUCCUCACACAAGGUAAUCCACUCGCUAGCUCAACUCGAUUUAUAG
Lodderomyces oxycetoniae is the source of this 726-nucleotide messenger RNA. Its product is annotated as putative acireductone synthase. The transcript has a single exon. NCBI's taxonomy places the organism in Eukaryota, Fungi, Ascomycota, Pichiomycetes, Serinales, Debaryomycetaceae. Bases 1 to 726 code for a protein of 241 amino acids. The record is from RefSeq and is a predicted model, not a curated record. Gene Ontology annotation, molecular function: acireductone synthase activity; magnesium ion binding.